GGUAAUCAAGGAAACUUUAGGCCACCACCACAAUCACAGGGAAGUCAGUAUGGUGGUGGUGCUCCACCAAAUUACGGACAUCAAGGACCUCCACCAGGUUCUUAUGGACCGCAAGGACAGCAGGGAUAUCAAUAUUCAGGUCCUCCUCCUCAAGGUCGUCCUCCAAAUAGUGCUCCUCAGCAACCACCACCAGGUGCUGACCAACAGCUUUUCUUUUGGUUUCAAGCUGUAGAUACUGAUAAGAGCGGAGCUUUGACCACGGAAGAAUUACAAAAAGCUUUAAUUAAUGGCGAUUGGAGUCCGUUCAAUAUUGAAACUGUUCGUUUAAUGAUGAAUAUGUUUGAUACUGAUAAUACUGGCACAAUCACUUUUCCAGAAUUUGCAGGACUUUGGCGUUAUAUUGAAGAUUGGAAAAAAUGUUUCCAAACUUUUGAUGCUGAUGGUUCUGGCACUAUUAAUUUCGCCGAAUUAAAAAAUGCUUUGAGAACAUUCGGUUAUAACUUGAGUGAUAAUUUCAUUAACCUUCUUAUUAAAAAAUAUGAUAAAUAUGGCGGUGCCAAAAAUGCAGGGAAGGGUGACGUAACUUUUGACAAUUUCGUGACACUUACAGAUGCCUUUCGACGUUAUGAUACCGAUAGUGAUGGUUGGAUUUUGAUUAAUUACGAACAGUUUUUGGAAUUGGUAGUCAACAAUCGAUAG
Messenger RNA from Funneliformis geosporum, 699 nucleotides. The record is from the annotation of a GenBank genome assembly. Lineage: Eukaryota; Fungi; Glomeromycota; Glomeromycetes; Glomerales; Glomeraceae.